Molecule: messenger RNA, 3300 nt
Organism: Pungitius pungitius (ninespine stickleback)
Lineage: Eukaryota; Metazoa; Chordata; Actinopteri; Perciformes; Gasterosteidae
Gene: mtmr2
Product: myotubularin related protein 2
Exons: 16
Coding region: 199-2139 (646 amino acids)
Biological process (GO): phosphatidylinositol dephosphorylation
Cellular component (GO): membrane; cytoplasm
Molecular function (GO): phosphatidylinositol-3-phosphate phosphatase activity; phosphatidylinositol-3,5-bisphosphate 3-phosphatase activity
Source: RefSeq, a predicted model, not a curated record
GGGCGCCGCGUCCAACCGCCGCCUCCCCCGGGGACAGGGAUUGGGAGGCUGACGGGAAAACAUGGCAGCUUCCUUUUGUUGGUGGGGAUUUACUGCACUCCGAGGAGGGAUUUAAAUCACAUCCCUUCGGGUGGAUAGAGCGAUCUGAGUCGGUUUCCCCGCACCGUCUGUCCUCAAAACUCUCGAAGCAGGGGGAACAUGGAGAAGAGCGGCAGCGUGGACAGUUUGGGCUCGAAGCGCUCCUCCUCCCGACAGCCGAGCGUCGACUCAUUGUCCAGUACUUCCACUUCUCGCUCGGACCGGUCCGCGCAGGCCAAGCCGCCCUUCGCGAUGUCCGCCGAGUCCGUGGCCACCUCCGCAGAGCUCUCCCCGGAGUUCAGGGUGAAGCCCAAGACUGAAGCCAAGGUGUUCAGAGAUUCAGGCAAAGAAGAGCCACAGUUACUUCCAAAUGAAGCUGUGCAAGACAUGGCCCAAGAUGUGACUUAUUUCUGUCCUUUCAUUGGAGCACUGAGGGGAACAGUGUUAGUUACCAACUACAGACUUUUCUUCAGAUGCAUGGACAGGGAGCCAGCAUUCGUGCUGGACCUUCCCCUCGGGGUGGUGAGUCGCGUGGAAAAGAUUGGAGGUGCAUCGAACAGGGGGGACGUGUCCUACGGAUUGGUUUGUAAGGAUAUGCGUAAUCUACGCUUUGCACACAAGCAAAUGGAGGACACUCUCAGGAAGUCCAUUUUUGAAGUGCUGGUCAAAUUUGCGUUUCCUGUUUCCAACGGGCUGCAAAUAUACGCCUUUGAAUACGGGCAAGUCUUCCCUGAGAACGGAUGGAAGGUGUACGACGCUCUCUCGGAAUACAAAAGACAGGGUAUACCCAAUGAAAGCUGGAGGAUAACAAAAGUAAACGACCACUAUGAGGUUUGCGACACAUACCCGUCCACUCUGGCGGUGCCUGUCAACAUACCGGACGAAGAGCUCAAGAGAGUUGCUGCCUUUCGAGCAAAGGGAAGGAUACCAGUGUUGUCAUGGAUCCAUCCAGAGAGCCAGGCGACGGUGACGCGCUGCAGCCAGCCCAUGGUUGGGGUAAACGGGAAGCGCAGCAAAGAGGACGAGAAAUACCUGCAGGCGAUCAUGGACGCUAAUGCUCAGUCCCAUAAACUCUUCAUCUUUGAUGCGAGGCCCAGCGUCAACGCCGCUGCAAACAAGAUGAAAGGCGGCGGUUAUGAAAGCGAGGACGCGUAUCAGAAUGCCGAGCUGGUGUUCUUGGACAUUCACAAUAUACACGUGAUGAGAGAGUCCCUCCGAAAGCUGAAGGACGUGGUCUACCCCAACAUCGAGGACUCCCACUGGCUCUCCAAUCUGGAGUCCACCCAUUGGCUCGAGCACAUCAAGCUGAUCCUGGCAGGAGCGCUGCGGAUCGCGGACAAGGUGGAGUCUGGGAAAACCUCCGUGGUGGUGCACUGCAGCGACGGCUGGGACCGCACCGGCCAGCUCACCUCCCUGGCCAUGCUGAUGCUGGACGGUUACUACCGCACCAUCCGCGGCUUCGAGGUGCUGCUGGAGAAGGAGUGGCUGAGCUUUGGUCACCGCUUCCAGCUGCGUCUCGGUCACGGCGACAAGAACCACACGGACGCAGACCGCUCGCCUGUUUUUAUCCAGUUCAUCGACUGCGUCUGGCAGUUGACUCGCCAGUUUCCUGCAGCGUUUGAGUUUAACGAAUACUUUCUGGUAACCAUCCUGGACCACCUCUACAGCUGCCUGUUUGGCACCUUCCUGUGCAACAGCGAACAGCAGAGGUUGAAGGAGGAGAUUCCCAAGAGGACGGUGUCGUUGUGGUCGUAUGUGAAUAGCCAGCUGGAGGAGUUUACCAAUCCUAUGUAUGUGAACUACUCCAACCAUGUGCUGUUCCCUGUAGUCAGCCUACGUCACCUGGAGCUCUGGGUUGGCUACUACAUCCGCUGGAACCCUCGCAUGAGGCCUCAGGAACCCGUUCAUCAGCGCCACAAGGAGCUGCUGGCGAAGCGGGCGGAGCUGCAAAAGAGGGUGGACGAGUUGCAGCGCGAAGUGACAAACCGCUCGGCCUCUUCUUCCUCUGAGCGCGCGGGCUCGCCCACGCGCUCCAUCACCCCCGUGCAAACCUUUGUUUGACACAACUUUGACAGCGCAGCGGUCACUCGCACUGCAGCCCUAAAUCAUCUGGCCCAACGCGGCGCCGCAAAGGAGCCGUGCGGCAAACCGGGCGUUAACACAGAACCACGAGUGUCUGAUGAGUUUCCACCUCUAACAGGUCGUGCGGAGUCUGCUUGCAACAGUAGCGCGUCGGUCUCUCCUUUACUACAGCCAUAUUGUACUCUUCCUCCGGGGUCGAGAGGGCAUGUAACCAGAAUAGCGAGAACAUAACCACCUACAAUCAGUUUUGAAUUUUUGGAGCACACUAAAAUAUUGCUCUGUUAAAAUACGCACGCCUUGUACACUUCAUAGGGACUCAACUUAAUUUCUCUACACUGCAAAUGUUUGGAAAAUGAAAGCAGUGCGGAUGAAGCAAUUGUGAAGAUGUACAAUCGCUGCAAAAAUGAUUUUGAGCUUUAGUACUAUACAACUAAAUGGCUCAGAGUUGUUAAAUAUUGUUUAAUGUAGCUCAAGGGCAGCAAUACUAGCUUCUUCUCAAGUCAGUGCUUUUAGAUUGUUGUGACCAAAUAUUCAUGUUUCACAUAUGACAUUCCUCUGUUUUGUUUUUCUAACUAGAUAUUUAUUAUCCUUUCCAAACUGUAUUUAUGGUUUACAGACACACACGCGGUCUCAUGUCAUACAUUGGUUAGAGACGGUACCAUGCAAGAUUAAUAAGCUACGCGGAAUAUGCAACAGUUAAUUUCUUCGAGUUAAUAGUCAGCUACUUAGUUAUGCUUUUUAAACCUAGUAGACAAGUAGUUUAUAGGCAGCAGAAUGUGUAACAACUAAUAAUUUGAUUGGUGGUUUUCAUAUUUUAAUGAAGAACUGUGCCUUGAUCUGAAUGACUGAGUGGGAGAAUCAAAAGAGAAGAGAGUGUGAGCUUUUGAAAUGCCAAUAGAAAACAAUACAUUUUUGCUUGGCCAUGUGAAUACUUCCAAUAAAAACAACUCCAUUUCAAGGAGUUUUUAUGAUUUGUUACAUUAGUGGAGCGUGAACACAAGCCAUUCCAGUUUAUUCCUUGCCUUCACCUAUUAGUGUUUCAAAUUAUAGCCUAGCCCAGAUUACAUUAAUUAUAUAUUGUUAUGAUUAUGGUCUUUCCACAAAAUAUAUGAAAAAUAAAUGUUUUUAUGAAUUCUGACA